AUGGUGCUGCCGACCUCUCCCAGCCCCUCGUCGCCGUCCAGCAGCGGCAGCGCGGACGAGCUCGCGUCGCUGCUCGAGGCGGAGUUGGAGGAUGUGCGCGUCGACGAGGGGGACGAGGAAGCGGACGACGAGGAGCAGGGAGAGGGGGAAGCGGAGGAGGCGGAAGCGGAGGCGGGGGAGGCGGAGGACGGGGAAGCAACAGCCGAUGCAAUAGGCGAUACAGUAGCGGAUUACGACGAAACUGAUGCCGCCGACACAAUCGAGGACGAGGCGAUGCGGGAAGAGCCGGCUGCCGGCGGCGAUGCGCUGGAGGUGUCAGCGGAGGAGGCGGCGCGCAUGGUGGGGGAGGAGCGGGCGCGCAUGGAGCGGCGGCGGCGGCUGUACCUGGUGCUGGACCUGGACCACACGCUGCUCAACUCCGCUCGCGACAUUGACGUCCCGCCCGCCCAUGAGGCCUACCUCGCUGCCGCCUACACCAUCGGCGGCGUGCCGCCUGCUCUGCCGCCUGCUUUGCCACCGGCUGCCCCACCUGCUGGGCUACCUGCUGGGCCUCACCCGCCCCCUGCUGUGUCACCGCCUGAUUCCCUUGCUACACCUGCUGCUCCUGCUGCCGCGGCCUCUCCUCCUGCUCCUCCUGCCGCUGCUGCCGAUGCUGAUGCCGGUGCCAGCGGUGGUGCUGUGUGUACGCGUGCAGCAGAGGCCACUGGGUCAGAAGUGCCCGCUCCUAGUGCUGCCACGGGGGGACAACCAGCAGGAGCGCCGGUAGCAUCAGGCGGGGAGGCGGGUGCUGCAGAGCCGGCAGCGGAGCAAAGGGAGCGGGGCACAAGCACAGGCGCAGGCACAGGUGACAACCCAGGGACUGCCCCCACUGCUGCUGCCGCUACCGCUAGCCCCGCCUCUACCCCCGCCGCCCCUCCCCCCAUCACCCUCUUCCGCCUGCCCCACAUCCGCAUGUGGACGAAACUCCGGCCCGGAAUCGCAUCCUUCCUGCAGCGCGCGCAUGACCUGUUUGACCUGGUAGUGUACACCAACGGCGAGCGCGCGUACGCACACGCCAUGGCGGCGCUGCUGGACCCCACAGGGCGGCUGUUUGGCGGGAGGGUGAUCUCGCACGGGGACAGCACGGUGCGCGGACUCAAGGACCUGGACGUGGUGCUGGGGGCCGAUAGCAUGGUGCUCAUUCUUGAUGAUUCUGAAGUGGUGCGUGGGGGAUGGGGGGGUGGGGGGGCGAUUGGGGAAUUGAUUGUCUGUGGGGGGAUGGGUGGGUGUACGGGGUGCGAGGGGGGGACAUUGGUGUGGCCGAAGCACCGGCACAACCUACUCUUAGUGGAGCGGUACCACUUCUUUGCCAGCAGUCGCCAGCACUUCCUGCUGCCGGGCCCCUCGCUGCUGGAGUCCCACGUGGACGAGGCCCAUGAGGGUGGGCUGCUCGACGCCCUCUGGACGCCCCUCUCCCGCACGCACCAGCGCUUCUUCCACCAGGUGGACCAAGGGCGGCACUCAGCAGACGUGAGACAGAUCCUAGCACAGGAGCGCGCCACCAUCCUAUCAGGUUGCCACCUGGUCUUCAGCCGAGUCUUCCCCACAGACGCGUCCCGCCCGCAAACCCACCCACUCUGGCGCAUGGCCGAAUCCAUGGGCGCCACGUGUCACACCCAGAUUGGUCCGCAGAUCACACACGUCGUGGCGCUGGAUUGCGGCACGGACAAGGCCAUCUGGGCCGUGUCACAGAAGCGCCACCUGGUGCAUCCUGGUUGGCUGGAGGCCUCGCUGCUUGUGUGGAAGCAGGCAGAUGAGAAAAAGUUUCCUGUGGACUGGGGGAAGGGGCGGGCAGGGUGGUGCCCGAGCAUUCAAGUGGUGGCAACGGUGCCUAUGCCUGCCAAAGGUGCUGCUGUUGAUGGUGCAGGGGUGGCGGCGGUUGAAAAGGAUGAGGAGACAAAUAGGAGCUCAGUACCGGAGGGCUCAGGAGGUGUAGCAGCAGGAGAGGGGGGGGUUGAGAGUGGGAGUGGGAGUGGGAGUGGGAGUGGGAGUGGUGUGGUGGGGAAAGACUCGGAGGCAGUGGUUGGGAGUGCAGAUGUGUUGGACAAACAGGUGUAG
Closterium sp. NIES-65 is the source of this 2097-nucleotide messenger RNA. Lineage: Eukaryota; Viridiplantae; Streptophyta; Zygnematophyceae; Desmidiales; Closteriaceae. The record is from the annotation of a GenBank genome assembly.